Messenger RNA from Dermacentor silvarum, 1401 nucleotides. RefSeq names its product gastric triacylglycerol lipase. NCBI's taxonomy places the organism in Eukaryota, Metazoa, Arthropoda, Arachnida, Ixodida, Ixodidae. The record is from RefSeq and is a predicted model, not a curated record. The transcript is spliced from 9 exons. Bases 207 to 1280 code for a protein of 357 amino acids. Gene Ontology annotation, biological process: lipid metabolic process. Gene Ontology annotation, molecular function: hydrolase activity, acting on ester bonds.
UUUGUCGAUGUGUGAUAGUUCUCUCCUUUCGUGGAACUUUUGCGUGUGGCGACGUUGGCUACGCAUCUGCGUUUAUACGGGAUGCUGGUUUUACCAGCUACGUUCAAGUUCGACGUAUAGAACCGUACGAGAAGUCCCUCGCAGGAAGACCUUCGUCUAAGUGAAGCUGAUAUCCGAAGAGUCUGCCUGAUUUGCUUUCCGAACCUAUGGCCGGGUUUUUCCUUGCAGCGUCCUUCCUCGGGUCGCUGUCACUGCUGAAUCCGUGGAUGUCUAUCGCCUCCGAGGCCACCGAAGUAGCUGAGCAGGCAAAGUUAUCUCCGGCUGAACUGAUGCGCUACUUUGGCUACAACGUCGAAGUUCACAAGGUCACCACUGAGGACGGCUACAUCCUAGAAGUGGACAGGAUACUUCCCAACUCGAAGGAUGACACAACGGGACAGCGGACGCCGAUGCUACUCGUGCACGGGCUCCUGGGAAACGCCGUCUCCUGGGUGGCAAACCUACCUUCGCAAAGUCCAGGCUUUCUCUUGGCAGAUGACGGAUUUGACGUAUGGCUUGUAAAUACGAGAGGUGUGCCGCAGUCCAACUACCACGUGAACCUUACCACGGAUGACCCGGAGUUCUGGAAGUGGAGUGCUGUGAACAUCUUCGUCGGCUACGCUGCCGUGGGAAAUAUCACGCACUUCACCUCGCCGAUGCGGUUGCUCAUUCCGUUCGCUGAGGAAGCCAAGGCGGCGAACGACCUCGUCACGCACGGUGGGUUCAUGGUGACGAACGCCGUGCAACAAAGGACACUCGCCACGACUUGCGACAGCUUCCUUCGUGAACUGUGCUACGAGCCGCUGGCCAUCCUUUACGGAAAGAAUCCCAAACAGCACAACAGCACGAGGGUGCCUGUCUACGUGGCAAACUUACCAGUGGGCUCGUCCAGCCAAAACGUGCUUCACUACGCCCAGGUGUUCCGGGCCAAGAACCUUAUUAGAUUUGAUUACGGGAAGGAGGAGAACAUGGCCAAAUAUGGACAGGCCGAUCCGCCAGCUUAUCCUCUGGAGAAGAUCCGAGCCCCUUUCGCAAUCUUUCAAGGCGAGGGUGACAUUUUCGCCGAUCCCCAAGACGUGGACGACCUAGCCGAGCGGCUACAAGAUGUCCUCGUCCUGAAGCAGGUGAUGCCGGAUCCGGAUUUCGGCCACCUCGACUUCAUCUUCGGCUACGAUGCCACUGACAUUCUCCACCGCCCCAUGAUAAACCUCGUCUCAAACUACACGUCCACGAACGCUUGAGUGUGCGUCUAGACGCAGUACCAUUUCUUAAACCUACACUCGUAUCUGCGUAUGGCAUUUUUUUGGCAUGUAAGUGCGUCAUCAAUGUGCAUGUGUCUGUGCCUCAAUCGACCGGCUUCAA